This is a messenger RNA of Closterium sp. Naga37s-1, 2501 nucleotides long. The record is from the annotation of a GenBank genome assembly. Lineage: Eukaryota; Viridiplantae; Streptophyta; Zygnematophyceae; Desmidiales; Closteriaceae.
AUGGAAGAUUCUUAUGAAGACUACGACGAGAUAUCCGGGAUGAUGACUCAGCGUCAGGAGGACGCCACGUGGCACAAUCAGCAUUCAGAUGCCCCGGAAUUCGAGGAGCAGAACGGUGCACCGGGGAAUGGAAGCGGUAGACGAAGGGAGCAGGAAGCUUCUGAAACGUCCCACGAACUUUCCUACCACACGGGGGUUGCUGCAGAUCGAGCGGAAAGAGGCGCUGGUCUAAGAAAGGGGCAAGGGUGCGGGGGUGGGAGGAGGGAUGUUGCAAGGGAGGGGCGAGCGAGUGAGUGGGGGAGGGAGAGGGGGGUCAGUGUAGGGGAGGCGCGUGAGAAAGGUGUGAGUGUGAGGGUGGAGAGUGGGAGAGGUGUGAGUGGGAGGAGGGAUGAUGAGGAAGAGGAGGCGAAAGAGGGGGAAAAAGAGCAUGUGGUGGAGGAGGUGGGAGAAGAGAAGGAUGAGGAGGAGGAAGAGGAGGAGGAAGAGGAGGGGGAUGAUGAAGCUGAUGUGAUGGAGGUUUCAGACACAGAUGGUGAGAGGGAGGAACACGGGACAGAAGCAGGCGAGGAGGAAGGUGGGGAGGGAGGUGGAGGGGAUGGUGGGGAGGAAGAAGAGGUGUAUGGGAGCGUGGAAGAGGUUGACGUGGACUGUCCAAUCUGCGGCUGCCACCUGUCCCAUCUGGAGCCAAUCAGACGCGAGCAGCACUCCAACGCAUGCCUGGAUGCCUGGGGACGGGACAAGGGGGAAGAAGAGGAGACAGAGACUUGCAAAAUGGGAGCCGAUACGGAUGCCAGGGGGAGGGACAGGGGGGAAGAGGAAACGGAGAGGGGGAGAAUGGAUGGUGGUGGCGGAGUGAAGGCCGCAGCAUACGGGAAGCGAGAGGAGAGAGGGGGGAGGGAAGAGGAGGAGGGAGAGCGCUCGAACGCAUGCCUGGAUGAGGAGCGCUCGAACGCAUGCCCGCAUGCGUGGGGAAAGGAUAGAGGGGAAGGGGAAAAGGAGAUGCGCAGAACUGGGGUUGGCGGCAGAGUGACGGGCACAGGGGUGACGCGAGAGGAGAGUGGUGCGAGGGAAGAGGAGGAGGGAGACGAGAAAGAGGAGGAAGAGGAGGGAGAGGAGGGAGAGGAUGAGAAUUCUGCAAUGGCUAGGAUGCUGUGGAGGAGGAUAGAGGCGGAUAGCAUGGGGAUGACGAUGAAGGCUUGGAGGAAAAAGUUGGUGGAGGUGAGGGGAGAGGAGUGUGAGGAAGAGGAGGAACAGGAGGGGAAGGACAAUGGAGAGAAGGGAAAAGGAGAGAGGGAGGCGGAGGAAACUGAGGAAGUGGAGAAUGAAAGGCGGCAAUUGGUUGGACAAUCAGGUGAUGUUUCAGGUGGUUUAUCAGGUGCUGCUGCUGCCCAGAAGCGGCUAAUCACCGACUUCUUUGGAGGCAGCAACAGGCACAGGCCACCCCAGCAGCAACAGCAACAGAAAGCAAUUGGGGAUGUCGCCCCAACGGCUGGGAUUCCCAGUGGCCUGCAGCAAGGAGCAGGACGGGGUGUGAGGUGGGGAGGAAGGUUCGAAGGGAGGGGCGGGAGUGGGAGAGGUGGAGGUGGAGUGAGUGGGAGCGGGGGAGGAGGGAUGUCAAGGGGCAGAGGUGGAGGCUGGAAUGGGGGAAGAGGGAGAGGUGGGGUGUUGGUGCCAGAGGAUGCAUUCAAGCGCACCUCGCCCUCCUGCCACCACUGGUUCCUCACUCACUUCCACGCUGACCACUACAACGGUCUGACCAAAUCGUUCCGCUUUGGCACCGUCUACUGCUCCCCAGUCACUGCACGGCUCGUCAAACUCCGUCUCGGGCUGCCCGGAGAGAAAAUUUGCGAGCUGCCCAUGGGCGAGCGGGUGGAGAUUGCAGGCGUGGGAGUGACACUAAUGGAUGCGAACCACUGCCCGGGGGCAGUUAUGAUUUUGUUCGAGCCUCCUAACGGACAGGCAGUGCUCCACACGGGCGACUUCAGAUGGCACCCCUCCAUGGCGGCUCUGCCCAGCCUCGCUGCAACGUGCAUUCACACACUCAUCCUCGACACCACCUACUGCCACCCCAAGUACGAGUUCCCUCCUCAGGAGGCGGCGCUGCAGUUUGUGGUGGAGGCCAUUCAAGCAGAGGCCUUCAACACCAGUGCGCUCUUCCUCCUCGGCACCUACACCAUCGGCAAGGAGAAGGUGUUUUUGGAAGCAGCCAAAGCUCUGAAGCGGAAAGUGUAUGUGGGGGCGGUGAAGAGACGCCUGCUGGCAUGCCUUGGUUUGUCAAAUGAUGACAUGGCGUGGGUGGCUGGGGACGGCGAGGAAGCUUCCACGAACCUGCACGCCGUGCCGCUAUGGUCCAUCUCCAGCUUCAAGAGAAUUGAGCACAUUGCCAAGUUCCACAGGCAACGCUAUUCCACCAUUAUUGCCUUCUCGCCAUCCGGCUGGGCGUUUGACAAGUGCAAGAAGGCACGACCCAUCAGGCGAACACAGCGAGGCACCAUCGUGAG